Molecule: messenger RNA, 1389 nt
Organism: Pezoporus flaviventris
Lineage: Eukaryota; Metazoa; Chordata; Aves; Psittaciformes; Psittacidae
Product: regulator of cell cycle RGCC-like
Exons: 5
Coding region: 91-396 (101 amino acids)
Biological process (GO): regulation of cell cycle
Cellular component (GO): cytoplasm
Molecular function (GO): protein kinase binding; protein kinase activator activity
Source: RefSeq, a predicted model, not a curated record
GCCCAGCGUCCGGGGCGGCCCCGGGGUUAAAACGGCCGCGAUCGGCGGAGCUCGCGCUGCCGCCGGCCGGACCGGAGCGCGCCCGACACGAUGGCCGACGAGCUCUGUGACCUGCUGCGGGAGUUUGAUGAAGUGAUGGAGGGCUUUGACAGGGGCCCCGCGCGUCAGUACGAGCAGCAUCUGGAGGAGCUGAAGAGGAAAGCAGGGACCAGGGUGUACGACAGCGGCAUCGAUGAGCUGGAGAGUACCAGCACGUCCCCAGGAAGCAGCCUCAACUGCAGCGAGGAGGACCUUAACACCCCAGCCAGUGCUUACCCCUCCAAAGCAAAGCUUGGUGACACGCAGGAGCUGGAUGAGUUCAUUGCAGACCUGGAUAAAGUGCUGGAAGAGAUGUGAGAUGUGGUUUCGGUGGUGACUUUGGAGACGAGAACCUGCAGCAGAUGAGCCCCGUGUAUUCCUGAUACACCCUCUGCUUCUGCGCCCCUACUGCCCCACCGCCUGCAGGGUGAUGCCCUGUGCCAGCCACCACAGACUGCCCCAGCUAUGGGGACCCUGCUCCACUCCUGCAGGAUUCUGCCAGUGCCGAGAUGAGGAGAGCUCUUGGUGGAGGAUCACAGAGGAUUCCAGACUGUGUGUUGGGAGGGACCUUAAAGCUCAUCCAGCUCCAACCCCUGCCACGGGCAGGGACCCCUUCCACUAGAGCAGCUUGCUCCAAGCCCCUGUGUCCAACCUGGCCUUGAACACUGCCAGGGAUGGGGCAGCCACAGCUUCUCUGGGCACCCUGUGCCAGCGCCUCAGCACCCUCGCAGGGAAGAGCUUCUGCCUAAAAGCUCAGCUCAGUCUCCCCUCGGGCAGGUUAAAGCCAUUCCCCUUGGCCUGUCCCUACAUCCCUUGUCCCAAGCCCCUCUCCAGGUUUCCUGCAGCCCCUUCAGGCACUGAAGCUGCUCUCAGGUCUCCCCUUCAGGAGCCUUCUCUUCUCCAGCUGACCCAGCCCAGCUCUCUCAGCCUGGCUCCAGAGCAGAGCUGCUCCAGCCCUUGCAGCAUCUCCAUGGCCUCCCUCUGGACUUGCUCAGCGGCUCCACAUCCCUCUCUUACUGUUCCCCCAAAGCUGGAUGCAGCACUGCAGGCUUUGCCCAUCUCUUGUGACUUGGGGGGUCAAUGGAGUCUGUGCCACUGUUGAAGCCAGAGGAGAACCCUGGCUGGUUUUGAGGAAGAUGAGCGUGCAAUGUGUCAGCAAGAAUUUGGUGUCCCCUCCUGGGUCAGGGAAGCCUUUUCCCGUGGCAGAUGUGUCACAGGCAGUGACGACCACUGCUGGCCCUUUGCUUUGCACUAGUAGCCUCAAGCCCGACCCCUGCCUGUGCCCCGGCUGCUGCUGUAAAUAGUGUAAAA